Molecule: messenger RNA, 990 nt
Organism: Lactuca virosa
Lineage: Eukaryota; Viridiplantae; Streptophyta; Magnoliopsida; Asterales; Asteraceae
Source: the annotation of a GenBank genome assembly
AUAUUUUGCCUUACAGUCUUCAUCUUCUCUCAUAUGCAUACCCAUUCCACCGCUUCACCGUUCUCUCUCAGUUUACCAUCCACCACCACCGGGGUUAGUUAAUCCAUUUGAUCAGGUGAUACGUUCUUUCUAAAACCCUCUUUGUCUCCCACCUUUUAGUCUUCCCACCGCCUCCAACCCCUUUCAUCGUCGCGCUGUACCCGUUGUUGCUUUCCUCAAUCUCUCCAAAGUUGGGGUUGAAGACGAUGGAAAAAUUUCCUGUUAAGAAGGAAGAUUAGAGAGUUUGGGAGUGAUGGUGGCGUUCAGGUUCUUCAAUACGCUGAUUGACAUCAAUUACAACAAAUUCCCCUCUGUUAACCAAACAAACGAACUCAACUAAUGUCACCACAUUUCCGAGGUCACAGAAAUUUUGGGACGCCAAGAUCGCUUCGAGAAUCGUUUAAUCGAUUUAUUGUUAACAUAAAUGCUUCUAUCCACUGUUCAUCUUGGUCCAGGUGAUGACUUCUAAGAUUAUGCUUCCGUUCUUCAUCUAUUUCUCUUUUCUUUUGCAUAUGCUGUAGGUGUAAGGAAUGAUUCAAAACCAUAGAAUGCGACUACAAAAAAUAAGAAGCCCCAAUUUUCAAAUCGCUUAGAUCAAUCUGUCAGAUUUGCAGCUCAUUGCAUUCUAGUACCCAAUUAGAAGUUGCUAGGUUGUGCAAGUUGUGAAUGUUAAUGGGGCUCAAGAAAACAAACGACAAAGUGAAUUAUAUUGGAUUUUCAUGGAAACUCAUCAGGCAAAAUACUAGAUAUCUGCUUAAGGUCAAUUAUCAGAGAGAUCUCUGCACUUCUGGAGCACUCUUACCAAUCGGAUUGAUACCAUUCUUGAGGUUCCCAGCAAAGGGAAGGGAGGAUUUCGAGCUAGGCAGUCUUGUGGGACUCAAAUCUUCCAUCAUUUGGUGCAGAGCUGCUGUGGGAGGUACUAGCGAGGAUCGCGGUGUACAGAUUUUUUGA